ACGCGUCCUUCGACGAGUGUAAUGAAGCCGUGGUGAAGAGAGUGUAGCAAGUUGGGUAAACUUCUACAAAGCAAGAGGGAGGGGAUCGUCGCAAAAUGGUGCUCUUUAUUGGAGAAGUUGUCGCUGCUCAUGUAGGGUGGGGCAGUAAGUCAUCCUCGGAUUGGUGAAGAGAGCGCUUAAGUAAAGCGCCAGCGUCUAUUUAGUGGUGGCCUGAAUGUGUUUAUCAAUCUUCCGAAUCAGGCUAGGUGGGAUUCUCGGGGAUAGGAACGGCGGGGUACGAGUGACCAAAUGUCUGACAACAUUUGAAAGCUUGGAACUGUACAAGUUCACUCAUUAACAGACUCGACAUUCAAACAUGAUAUAACCUUCAUGAUACGCUCGAUACUUCCAUGAACAACUAUCUCGUUACAAGAUGCGUCCCUUACCUGGAGACGACGCCUUGGCAGGGCGUCCGCGAAGUGGCAGCUUGGAUAACGACGUAACUUCUCUUGCAACAAGACAUCAAGCUCCGCAGAUGACCUACUUCCUCGCAGACGAGAAGAGCAUGGAAGCAUCACAAUCUCAUUCACCUACGAUCCUUCCCAAGCAACGAGAGAUCUCGAAGUCCAACGCUUACGGUGUUGAGAGUCUUGAAACUACGAUAAGCUCAUUAGCUCAAGAUAGUGACGAUUCCGAAGAGCGACUUCGAUCAGCUAGGCAUAAUUGGAAGAAGAAUUUAGGACAGCUGAUGUCGAGAAAGUCCGAAGAAGAUCUGGAAGAAUCAGGUUCGCCGUCACUCGGAUCAACAAGUGACUUCAGUCGGAAUGCAUCUCCCUCCCAUCAACGCCGAUCCUCUCAAGCCACGAUCUCUAGACCAUUUACACCUUUAUCGUUCUCUGCUGGUCCUCCUUCUACCAUGAGUAGUCCGCGCUCGCGCAGACAUUCUGAUGCGGGCUCGGAUAUGGAUGAUAUUGUUAGUCAGGCCAUUGUAUCAAGCGGGGAGGAAGACAGGGAUAUGGGACCUGUGCUGGUAGACAGUGGAAGUGCUCCUCAGUUAGUUAUGCCAAGUAUAAAAAUGCCGAGUCGACGACCUUUUACAGAAAAGGGCAAGAAUAUGGGCAGAUUGAAGGUACUGGUUGCUGGAGAUUCUGGCGUCGGUAAGACAUCACUUAUCAAAGCUAUUGUCCAAAUCUGUGAAGACAUCGUUCAUGUCGACCCAAUCUCUGCGACGGCUAUAUCCGUACAGGACCCACGCCGAAAGAACUCGAAGAGCAAGUCAAGGAGCGGAAGUGCGGACAUGCAAUCUACAUCACAAAUCACAGAAGUGUACGCGAGUACAAGAGCGUAUCCGCCAUGGUGGUCCGAUCUAGAAGAGAGUAGAAUACUUCGAAGGAGGAAAAGUAUGGGUGACUCGGUUCUAGAACGAAAUUUAUGCUUUGUUGAUACCCCAGGUUAUGGUAACAAGACAUCAUGUUUGGAAUGCAUUACACCGGUUGUCGAUUACAUAGAGUCUCAUUUCAAAAAAGCUUCUUCCUUUGAAGGUCUGAGCGAGUCAGAGAUGGUGAACAUGUUCAGCGGAAAUGGUGGACCUCAGGUUGAUCUUGUAUUAUAUGUGAUCCUGAACAGAAUCAAGCCAGUGGACAUCGAAUAUCUCAAACGCCUAUCGAAUGUUACUAAUGUCAUACCCUUGAUCGCACGAGCAGAUACUCAUUCCGCUGAAGCAAUCUCAUCAUUGAAGGAGCAUAUUCUCAGCGAAUUUAGCGCAAACAAUAUCCGCCCCUUCCACUUCGGCGUCUCACAAGAGGCCUCCCAGUUCUUAUCAUAUCCCUCAGCACCAUAUGCUGUAUCAACAACACCGUCUAAGGACGAUGAUAACAUGGAAGCUAGUCUUUUAAUGUCACCGGACUAUGUUCAACCACUUAUACAGUCCGAACUUCAGCCAUUGGUCUCGCAGAUAUUUGAACGUGAUGCAAUUUCCUGGCUUCGGCAUUCUGCAGCGAAGAAGUUCUUGGCCUGGCAGUCCGCAUCGACACCUCUCUCGCGACCACAAUCAUUGUACAGGCCCCUGUCUCUGCCAUCGCCGUCCACUUCACAAGUCUUGACAGCCCCAGUAGGAGCUACGACUUCUUAUGCUCUUGCUAGAAUCACCGAUCAUACCCAGCGUGAAGAGCGAAUCGCGCAAGUACGGCUUGCGAAUUGGGCCGCGGAUCUUCAAAGGGCUCUCCAGAAAGAACGCUUGGAAUACGAGGCCAAAGCACGAGGUGAGAGAGCGGUCUGGCUUACGGAGCGUCUAGGAGAAUGCGUGCAAGAUGGUACCCUCGUUCCAAUCUCCCAGGCAAGGAGGGACAAUCCAGCGUUUGAUCAGGCAUCAGGCGUGCUUGUAAAACAGGGAACGUAUAGUAGACGGAGAGAGAUGCAGCAGGACAUGCGAGAUAUGCUGGAUACACGGGAUCCUCUAGGUCUGCUGAUGAUGAACGAGAAUUUUAAGAGGAAGGGAUGGGCUAUCCUGAAAGCACUGAGUGUUCUGGGCCUUGUUGGUGGCAUCGCAGGCUUUGCAUCCUGGUUCUCUCGACAAUGGCAUGCGGCCAAUGUCGCUGACGGCACCUUCUACGGCUUCGGUGUGGCUGAUUGGGUUGAGUUCGGCAUGAUAGACUGGAGAGCAUAGCAUGAGUGCGCUUCUAUACGGCGGCAUGAGUUGGAUCUCCUCAUUCCUUUUCUUUCUAUUUCUGCAUGAUAGCCUACGGGCUUUUAAGAUGAUGUCGACUAUUUGAAGUUAUAUGAUGAACAUGGGAUAUUAGGCAUGGUUGGAGCGCUUCCCUACUCAUCGAAAUAGGCGAUAGGCCUGGUUAGGAAUGAAACUCUCAAUACACAAAGCCCCAGG
Molecule: messenger RNA, 2860 nt
Organism: Mollisia scopiformis
Lineage: Eukaryota; Fungi; Ascomycota; Leotiomycetes; Helotiales; Mollisiaceae
Exons: 4
Coding region: 413-2644 (743 amino acids)
Biological process (GO): cytoskeleton-dependent cytokinesis
Cellular component (GO): cell division site; septin ring; septin complex
Molecular function (GO): GTP binding; molecular adaptor activity; GTPase activity
Source: RefSeq, a predicted model, not a curated record